This is a messenger RNA of Notolabrus celidotus (New Zealand spotty), 892 nucleotides long. RefSeq lists its product as uncharacterized. The coding region runs from base 120 to 614 and encodes 164 amino acids. Gene Ontology annotation, biological process: dolichol-linked oligosaccharide biosynthetic process. Lineage: Eukaryota; Metazoa; Chordata; Actinopteri; Labriformes; Labridae. The record is from RefSeq and is a predicted model, not a curated record. The transcript is spliced from 4 exons. Gene Ontology annotation, molecular function: hexosyltransferase activity.
GGUGACGUCAGCAGACUGUGAAGCGGAAGUGGUUGUAAAGUUCUGCAGUGAAGGAUGAAAACAAACUGAAGUAGGAGUCUGCACAUUGUUUUAACCUUCUUUUCUCACCUGAAUGAGACAUGAAGAAUGUAUUUGUAACAGUCGGCACCACGUGCUUUGAUGAGCUCAUAGAAACGAUCACGUGCUCGGAGUCCGUUCAGGCUCUAAAAGCUCGUGGGUAUGAGCGUCUGGUUCUUCAGGUUGGAAGAGGAUCAGUUCUUCCAGAGGCAGACAGCUCUCCUCACAUCAGACUUGAGGCUUUUCGAUUCAAAGACUCGAUAGCAGAUGACAUGAAACAGGCAGACCUUGUCGUCAGCCAUGCAGGGGCAGGAAGCUGUUUGGAGGCCCUCGGAGCGGGCAAGCCUCUGCUGGUCGUAGUAAAUGACAAACUGAUGGACAACCACCAGCUGGAGCUUGCCCAGCAGCUCCACAUGGACUCCCACUUGCUGUACUGCACAUGCAGCACCCUGACAGAAACUUUGAGGACCAUGGAUCUCUCUACUCUUCAGCCCUACCAGCCCGGACAGCCGAAGCAUUUUGCAAACUUUUUGGACAAAGCUCUUGGUGUUCAGUGAAGCUUUGACUCUGAAGGACUGCUUAUCUUCUGUUACACUGGAGAUAACUGUUGUAGAAGAGCACGAAACUUGGCUCUGACUUUGUAAUUGUGUAGUCACUUGAACAGCCACUGUUGAGCAUUUGAGUUAUAUCUAUUUUAUAAACAAUGUGUUGCUAAUUUAAAAUUCUUAUGUGUGCUCGGACUCAUUUGUAUAUUUUUUCCAUAUGUUGCUUUUCAAAAAUGUGUAUCCAAGUGAAAGAAUAAUAAAACCUACCAGCUCAUGGGUUUUGAAUUCAA